This is a messenger RNA of Chiloscyllium plagiosum (whitespotted bambooshark), 2467 nucleotides long. RefSeq names its product steroid sulfatase (microsomal), isozyme S (gene sts). The record is from RefSeq and is a predicted model, not a curated record. Gene Ontology annotation, molecular function: arylsulfatase activity. NCBI's taxonomy places the organism in Eukaryota, Metazoa, Chordata, Chondrichthyes, Orectolobiformes, Hemiscylliidae.
GCUCGGCGUGCCGGGGGCGGGGCUCGGCGUGCCGGGGGCGGGGUCCGGCUGAUGAUUGACAGCUUGACUCCUGGGCGUGGCCCGGGUGGCCGUGGGCGGGUUUCGGUGUGAGUGGGCGGAACUCAGGGCAAUGGGUGGCAGUGGGCGGGUCCCUUGGUGAUUGACGGCCGGGUUGCAGAGGGAGGAGCCCGGUGCGUUUGACAGCUCACUGAGUGGGCGGGGCUCAGGGUAACUGACAGGCCGGAGGGCAGUGGGCGGGGCCGGGGUGAACCGACUGUGAGUUAGUGAUGGGUGAGCGGGUAGGGAUCGGGUGCGGUCAGCAACGUGUUGACGCUGUGAAGGGACGGAGCGCGGCGACAAGCGGACACUGACCCAGGAGGAGGCCGUCCAUGUCAAAGAUGACAUGACUAACCGGCUUGAAGUCUGUUGUACAUCUCGCCGCCAUUUCCAGAGGAACCGAGGGCCGACGAUCAGCUUCCCAGAGUUACCAUCCAGGGGAUGUGAGCCAUAAAAUCCACCUUCACCGAAAAUACAUUCCGAAGACUGAUAAAUCAUCCUUCCAGCCCCAAACAUAAUUAAAGGGAACAUGAACAUCUUGCUGAUGUUCUUUCUACUAUACUUGGCAAAAGUAAAUGUGGGGCAAAGUGCAAGCUCGCAGCCCAACUAUGUCCUUAUCAUGGCUGAUGACCUUGGAAUUGGAGACCUGGGAUGUUAUGGAAACAGCACACUGAGAACACCCUACAUAGACAGCCUGGCAAAGGAUGGAAUAACACUGACCCAGCACAUAGCUGCAGCCGCAUUAUGUACCCCAAGCAGAGCUGCUGUUCUGACCGGCCGGUAUCCAAUCAGGUCAGGAAUGACCACCUUCCAAAGAAUAGGUGUCUACAUUUUCGCAGCUGGGUCAGGCGGACUUCCUACAAAUGAGACAACUUUUGUCAAGCUGUUGAAAGAGCAAGGUUAUUCCACUGGGCUUGUUGGGAAGUGGCACCUUGGUUUAAACUGUGAAUCGAGCGAGGAUCAUUGUCACCACCCACUCCGCCAUGGCUUUGACUACUUCUACGGUCUUCCAUUGACCAACCUACGUAACUGCAAGCCCGAUGGAGGCAGUGUCAUCAAUGUGGGGGCUCGGAGUACCGUGCGCAGCGUGGUCCAGGUUGCAACUCUAUCCCUCUUCACGCUGCUGCUGCUGGAUUUCUGUCAGCUCAUGAGGGCGCCGUGGAGAGCUCUGGGUUUCAUCUUUCUGGCUGUCGCUCUGUUACUUGCUGUUGUUUUGCUUUUCUUCUCCCAAUUUCGCAACCUCAACUGCAUCCUGAUGAGGAACUGGACAGUCAUCCAGCAGCCCUUUUCAUGUGAGAACCUGACGCAGAGAAUGACCAACGAAGCCACAAGUUUCAUAGAACGGAACUCAGACCGUCCAUUCCUGCUCUUUAUGUCCUUCAUACCUGUCCACACGGCACUAUAUGCAUCUCCAGAAUUUUUAGGAAAGAGUAAGCAUGGUUUGUAUGGUGACAGUGUGGAGGAGAUGGACUGGAGCGUAGGACAAAUCUUGGCUUCCUUGGAAAGGCUUAAUCUCAGUGACAGAACUCUGGUUUACUUCACCUCAGAUCAAGGGGCCCAUGUUGAAGAGAUCUCUGACACUGGGGAGGUCCACGGAGGAUGGAAUGGCAUCUACAAGGGUGGAAAAGCAACAAACUGGGAAGGUGGAAUCCGGGUACCUGGACUCCUCAGGUGGCCUGGAGUGUUAACAGCAGGCAGGAGCAUUGAUGAGCCGACCAGCAACAUGGAUCUCUUCCCAACAAUUGUCAGACUCUCAGAAGCCACAAUGCCCAGAGACCGGAUAAUCGAUGGCCAGGACCUGAUGCCUCUGCUACUAGGUGAAGUGCAGCAGUCAGAGCAUGAGUUUCUCUUCCACUACUGUAACAGCUAUUUAAGUGCAGUUCGCUGGCAUCCCAGGCACAGUUCCUCUAUAUGGAAAGCUCACUUCUUCACACCAAACUUCAAUCCAGAGGGGUCUCAGGGUUGCUUCGACACACAUGUUUGCUUCUGCUAUGGAGAUUUCAUCAAUCCUCAUGACCCACCUUUGCUCUACGACCUCUUGAGGGACCCAUCAGAAUCAUUCCCACUAACACCCACCUCAGAAUCCCAAUAUCACCAGAUUCUGGAAGUGAUUAAGGAGGCUGUAAGGAAGCACCAGGAGACUCUGACACCAGUGCCCGAUCAGUUAUCAAUAGGUAAUUUGAUUUGGAAGCCUUGGCUCCAACCAUGCUGCAGCACUGUGUGGAAACGCUGCUACUGUGAUAAAGAAAGAAACAGCAGCACAGCACUGGAUUGAAUAAUGGAUUAAAUACAACUCCCUCAUCUGAGGCCUCAGGAAAGAUGAGCAUUUGGCAUGAUUGUAUUUUUCUUUCCUUCUCUCAUCGUUUGUUGUGUACACUCUUUCCUUCCUUUUUUCCUUUCUUUCUUUCAA